AUGUCGACAGCAUCUACCAAGUCCCGAGGAGUCAACCGACGGAUCAACAGCAUUCAAAAUGAAGGCCGCCAUUCACGCAAUUCUUCUGUCUCACGGCGCCGGCCACUCAGUGCCAACGUCGCCUCUAGUCACGCUCUCCGCGUAGCCUACCUCGCCUACCUUCUGCAUCCCCGUCCCCGUCGCAUUCAGAGUGUCCCGGUCGCAGCACCGCGGCAAAAGCGGUCGUCCUCUACCUCUAUACAUGACUUGAUGAGUGACUUUUCGCUAGUUCGAGAUUCAAAGAGCACAAGGAUUCCUCAUGGAUUCCUGUCUGAACUAGAAAAACGCCUCACGGGGGUGUUGAUUGGUAAAGAGAAGCGGAAGGAAUACCAAGAUCCUUUGGUGGUGCGCACUUUUGCGGCAUUUCUCAAUGCCUUAAAAGAGGACUCGUUUCGCAAGCGCAUGGAAAAGGACCGCCGAGCGGAAGAUCUAGUCCUUAUCUUCUAUUCAAAUGCCACGAAAGAACUGAGUAAGGGCAAAGAUCACGAUGAUGAUAGCUGGAGACUUAUGGUUGAUCGGCACGUUGCGCUAUUCGUUCGUCUCCUUGCACUGAUUCUCAAAAGUAACGAGGGGGGCAAGGAUAGACCAGAGCUGUCAAAUCGCUUGACUACCCUCGAAAGCAAGCUCCUUUUGCAAGAUCAGGACUUGAUGGAAGCCAGCAGCCCAGCAUCUAUAACUGAGGUGGCUGCCCCUUUGAGCUACGAUGUUAUGGAUAUGCCCCUGGUACAACAUGUGGCCAAGAUCUUCGGGAUGACAAUACUCCAAGCCCAGACAGAGAUCAAUAACCACAAGUCAAUUUGGACAGAAAAGGCGGCCAUGCAAGAUCUCAAAACUUAUCAGACGCAUCUUACCCUCCAGACUCAUACUACUCUAUCGAGAGAUGACUUUGAAACCGACGAGGCAUUUGAAAAUUGGAAGAAAAGCGAAGGCCCUGACCUCUCUCAGAUGAUGCUUGCAAUUAUGCAGUCUAAUCCGGAGCUUGCCAAAAGUGCACCUGGGUCCUUGCCUCGGUUCAACUCAGCUUCCACAGGCGAUGAUCUGUCGAGAACAACCUCUGGGCGUACAGACAGAUCAUCUUAUGUUAUUGACCAGCCUAUUGACUUCAGCUCCCUCUCCUUGGGCGAUGGCGACAAAGACGAGUCGGACACGUACACUUUUAUUCCGUCCGACCCUCGAGCUGUGUACAGCUUCAUUUUGUCUCAAACGCUGACCUAUGAUCUGCGGGAUCACGAGCUUGAAGUCAGUCAGGCCACAUCUGACACUCCAUCGAUGAAGCUGCUAUCCAAGCAGUCUACGGAAUUGCUCAACGAAAUUGGUCUCCGCUGGCGGAUUCCUCACUUUUCCCGUAUCGUACUGUUCCUAGAUGUCAUUCAGGCUAAGUUUGUGGACAACGAAAUUGAUUUGAGCACACUGGACUCGGCCUUCACCUUUGUCAAAGAGGCACCAGCUGAAAAUCGCAACAAGCGCAGUAGUUACGUUGCCCAUAAUACUACUACUAUCUUUGAUCGACAUAAGUGGACCGUGCAUGAUCUUCAAACGAUGCAGGUGCUGCUUUCCAAGCUCCAUGAGGCCCUGUUGCGUGAACUUUAUGAUGUGAUGAUGGAUUGUUUUGAGGCAAAACCACGUCCCAUUGGUCCUGUAAUGUAUAUCCUUCAAAAUCACAUUCAGACCGAUCCAAGCUAUACAGAGAAUCCCGAAGACAUCAACCGAUUCUCCUCAUAUGUGCAAGAAGGACUCGCCCAGAAGGCGACUGAGAAGUAUCAGCGCCUUCUGAGCCAACUGAUCCCUGUUGAUGCAGAAUCUUGGGAAGCCGAUCAUGUCAUUCAACUGGGUGAUGCGAUUUCCAAACUUGCUACCAAGAUUCAAAAAAGAUAUAGGAAUAAUCCUGAAAUUUUGGGCGUCAAUCCUUAUAUCACACUCUGCACGAGUGUCCUCCCUCUCUUUGCCGAUGAUUCAAAAGAGAUGGUCAUUCAGAUCAUUGAACUGGCCAAGUCUCAGGAUAAAGAGAUCGCCAUCGAGGAAGGAUUUGAUUUAUACAGGAAUCUUUCCGCGAUCAGACGCAUUUUUGCGAUAACAAUUCCAGACACCCCUUUCCCAUUCCACGUUGAAAGUCUUUUGGAAGAAUUUGUUUGGCGAUGGUUGCACAUCACAGACCAAAGUGUCAUGGAGUGGGUUAAUCAAGCCAUCAGACAGGAUACCUUUUCAGUCCGCGCGGAUCAAGAGGGUGAAGUCCCCAAAGACUCCCGGCAUAGUGUGUCAGUGAUUGAUAUCUUCCGAUCCUUAAAUGCUGUAGUGGAAAAUCUUAUGGGGCUCGAAUGGGACGACGAUUUCCAGUACGCGAAGUUCAUGACCGCUCUUUCCAACUCAAUCGGAAAAGGUGUCGCAAAGUACUGCGAAUCUUUGGAGCAAAUGUUUGCCAGAGAGUUGGAUCGUUUGACCCCUGAGCAAGAGGCGGCUUUGACCCAAACCACACAGGAGAAGUUCAUGCAAUUCGCCAAAGACACAUGGUCGAACAAGGACAAAAUUGAGCCUUUCCAAUUCUCUUCCGAGUCCUUGGUCAAGUUGAACAACAUUGAGUAUGCGCUUUCUCAGCUAGACAGACUUGAGGCUGAGAUAAAUGUUGACGGGUGCGCAGAGGUCAUUGCGCAAAAUACCCCUGCACAGCUUAAGAAGGUCCGUAAAUCAACCACUUAUGUGUUUACAAUCAAAGUGGUAGAGGCAGAGGAUCUCAAGGCAUGCGACAUGAACGGCGGCAGUGAUCCGUAUGUAGUCUUGACCGAUGAGUACCAAAAGCGCAUUGCAAAGACUCGCAUCAUCUACAACAACCUCAAUCCCCGAUGGGAGGAUGCCGUAGAUAUCACCACCCAGGGGCCGUUGAAUAUCAUUGCUACAAUCUGGGAUUGGGAUGCAGUGGGUGAUCAUGACUACGUUGGUCGUACAUCGAUCAAACUCGACCCGGUCCAUUUCAGCGAUUUCCUGCCGCGAGAAUACUGGCUUGACUUGGAUACUCAAGGAAGACUCCUGCUGCGUGUCAGCAUGGAAGGUGAACGUGACGAUAUCCAGUUUUACUUCGGCAAAGCUUUCCGUACUCUUAAACGAACAGAAAGAGACAUGACUCGGAGGAUUACCGAAAAGCUUUCCGCAUACAUCAGUUCCUGUCUGUCACGCCGCACUCUAAAGUCUCUGCUCAAUCGAGGACUGAGUAUAUCAAGCGUGUCCAAUUUCCUCAACCGAAAUCGAGCGCAGACCGCCACCGGGCCCACCUCUGCUGAUAUCGAGAGUGCACUCGAUCCCCUAUUCAACUACUUUAAUGACAACUUUGCGAUCAUGAACAAGACACUUACCUCGGAAGCCAUGAAGAUGGUAAUGGCCCGUCUGUGGAAAGAAGUCCUUGCCACGAUUGAGAGUCUACUAGUCCCACCUCUGUCCGACAAACCUUCUCAUCAGAAGCCCUUGACGAUGCAAGAAGUGGACAUCGUAUCACGCUGGCUCGUGCUGCUUCUGAACUUCCUCCAUGCCGUGGAUGAGGAAACCGGAGAAGUAGGGGGUGUUUCAAUCGACAUUUUGAAGUCUCCCAAGUACCAUGAGAUCCAAAGCUUGAACUUCUUUUAUUUCGAGCCAACCGACAAUCUAAUCCGCACAUCUGAGCGUAUGGCUUCGGCGAAUGUGAAUCGCCAACAAGCGAAUCGCAACCGCGUUUCUGCCCCGGCACAUCUAGGUGCAACUGGCUCAGGGAACGGGGGUUUAGGCCUUCCUAGCGCCCGUCGUGCGAAGAGCAUCAUGCUGGCACGUAAUCUUGGUACCAUGAGAAAGAUCAAGGAAGAGAAGCGCCGCGAAGCACAGGCCGAUCCAAACGACGAUAUGAUCCUUCGGAUCCUGCGCAUGCGACCCGAAGCAGCGGGCUACCUUCGCGACCGUAGCCGUCAGAAAGAAAGAUUGGCUGCUGCAGCUGCAGCAGAUGCUAUUGUGAAGCAGAGUCUUAUGGCUGGAGUUGGAAGCCGAAUGAGCGGGACUAUUCCACGGCGCUGA
Molecule: messenger RNA, 4068 nt
Organism: Penicillium taxi
Lineage: Eukaryota; Fungi; Ascomycota; Eurotiomycetes; Eurotiales; Aspergillaceae
Product: C2 domain protein
Exons: 4
Coding region: 1-4068 (1355 amino acids)
Source: RefSeq, a predicted model, not a curated record